AUGCCUACCGUUGCAGUGGACAAAGCAGAUCUCUUUGAGCGCCUAGGGACAACAUACACUACUGAAGAAUUCGAUCAGUUAUGCUUCGAUUUUGGCGUAGAGUUGGACGAAGAUACAACCGAAGAAGUCAAGGAUAACAUAAAAAAAGGGCUUCCCGCUGAACGACCGCAACUAAAAAUCGAAAUACCUGCAAACAGAUACGAUCUUUUAUGCAUUGAAGGGAUCGCCAGAGCUUUACGGGUCUUCCUACAGAAAUCGCGCGCACCUACCUAUAAGCUUGUGCCACCAGAAAACGGGGGGUUACUAACUAUAUAUGUAAAGCCGGAGACUGGGCGCGUACGACCAUACUUUGCUGGGGCAAUUUUGCGUGACAUCAAGUUCACUCCGCGGUCAUAUGCAUCCUUUAUCGACCUUCAAGACAAGCUUCAUCAGAAUAUCGGUCGCAGGCGACAACUGGUCGCCAUUGGGACACACGAUUUGGAUACUCUCACACCUCCGUUCCGCUAUGAAGCACGGCCCCCACAGAGUAUCAAAUUUGUACCUUUAAACCAGCAGCAAGAGUUUACGGCCGAAAACCUCAUGAAGCACUACGAGAACGACAAGCACCUGUCAAAAUAUCUUCAUAUCAUUCGAGAUUCAUCUGUCUAUCCAAUAAUAUACGAUAGAACCGACACUGUACUUUCGAUGCCUCCAAUUAUCAACUCUGAACACUCGAAGAUUACCCUAGGCACAAGGAACAUUUUUAUCGACGUGACAGCCACGGACGAAACGAAGCUGGCUAUUGUCGUGAACAUGGUAGCUCUCAUGUUUUCCGAAUAUUGUGCGGAGAAAUUUACUGUAGAACCGGUCCGGAUCGUGCUACCAGAUGGGACAGAACGUGUCGCCCCUGACAUAUCCUCUAGAAAAACAGCUGCGCGUAUCUCCUAUAUCAAUGGCGUCACGGGCUUGUCCCUUCCUCCGGCUAGGAUUAUUAAGCUCCUCAAUCAAAUGACAUUAUCCGCUACUCAAUCGGAAUCCUCGCAGGACGAACUUGGUGUUGAGAUACCGCCAACGCGUCCGGAUAUACUUCAUGAAUGUGACAUUGUAGAGGACGCCGCCAUUGCGUAUGGAUUUAAUAACCUUACCAAGACUUUCCCAUCCACAAGCACCGUUGCGCAGCCAUUGGGUGUGAGCAAACUCAGUGAUCUUAUUCGGAACGAAUGCGCACAGGCGGGUUGGGUUGAAGUAUUGCCUCUGAUCUUGUGUUCGCACGAUGAGAACUUCGCCUUUUUAAACCACGCAGAUGAUGGGAAGACGGCAGUAAAACUUGCUAAUCCCAAGACCACGGAAUACCAGGUCGUGCGCACGACCCUUAUACCAGGCCUCCUUAAAACGAUUAGGGAGAAUCGUAAUCACCCGCUCCCCAUUCGCGUCUUUGAAUCCUCUGAUAUAGUCGUCAAGAACCCCUCAGUCGAGCGUCAAGCCCAGAACAUCCGCAAAGUAGGCGCCGUUUGGUGUAAUAAGACAGCUGGUUUUGAAGUUGUUCACGGAUUAUUGGACCGUAUAAUGACAAUUCUUGAAAUCCCUCGGAUUUUGAGCACGGAUAAGACGUCUAAACAUGGGUAUUACAUCAAGGAAGUGGACGAUGCGAUGUUCUUCCCUGGCCGUGCUGCUACAGUCUGUUACAGACUUAACACCUCAACUCCCUCACCGAAGAGCAAAGUGGCAGUUUCCAAGGAUGCCCUAAAGUCAGUCGUAGGUACGGGCGAUUCGCAGCAAGACCUCGAAGUCGGCACCCUGGGUAUUCUUCAUCCCACCGUCUUGCAGAAUUUCGAAAUUGGGUACCCAUGCUCGUCCCUCGAACUCAAUCUCGAACCCUUCAAGAAGGACGUUGUUUACGUGUGGGAAGAUGAAGUGAAUCCCUGAGGGACCCCGAGGGGCAUGUGUCUGGAAAUGGGGGACGACAGUGUCGUGAGUGGGGUUUGCGACGUGUGGCCACAAUGUCAUCACGGUGCUGUCUAGACCUGGUAGGAGCAUGCUUAUCUACUCUCGACGGUUUUCACUUGCAAAGCCUGUGUGUCAUAUCCUUUUUGGGCUCAUGAUCGGUUGACGUGACAUGUUUCGGCUCCGA
Cantharellus anzutake is the source of this 2110-nucleotide messenger RNA. Its product is annotated as phenylalanyl-tRNA synthetase. Gene Ontology annotation, cellular component: cytoplasm; phenylalanine-tRNA ligase complex. Gene Ontology annotation, molecular function: ATP binding; magnesium ion binding; RNA binding. The transcript has 10 exons. Gene Ontology annotation, biological process: phenylalanyl-tRNA aminoacylation. The coding region runs from base 1 to 1905 and encodes 634 amino acids. The record is from RefSeq and is a predicted model, not a curated record. NCBI's taxonomy places the organism in Eukaryota, Fungi, Basidiomycota, Agaricomycetes, Cantharellales, Hydnaceae.